ACUGUUUCAGAUUGGUAUCUUCCCUGAUUAAGCUAUCGAAACGCCCAGUGAAAGACUUCAUAGAUUGACCUAUGGAGCGAAGCCGGAGAACCUCUCUCGGAGACUCAGCGAAUACUUCAUGUGAAAGAUGUCGUAGGAGGAAGAUCAAAUGCGACCGACAGGAGCCAUGUUCGAAAUGUGAGAAAUUCGGAGCAAAAUGUAUCUUUCAAGGUACUGGAGAGAAGCAAAGGCCAGUACGAAAAGGUCAUGUCCAAGCACUUGAAGGUCAUGUAGCUUCCCUAGAACUCCUCUUACAAAAAUUAGCCGCAGCCGACAGCAAGCAACGAGAUGAACUUCUUGCGGAGUUUAGCGUUAUCUCAGGUGAUGUAAACAGCUCUCCUACUCAACCUCCCGAGGACAACGCUGUCAACAAUGGCGACCUGGCGUUGGCCCGGACUCGAGCUGGGCAGAUGAAGAAGCUGAGAGCAAACAACGCGUCGCAAUUCUUCGGCGGAACGAGCCUUUUCCAGGGCCAUCAGUCCGUGGGGCCUCCAGCUUCUCUGCCAGGACUCGAUUUCAAUGCUCUCCCAGCUCCAGAGAGCCUUAAUUCGGAUGCCUCAGCCGCAAGCGGGCAUAGUUCAACUUCAAGGUUCCAGUAUGGCCCUCGCGAUGCGAUUCCUCGGCGUCUACUGGCAACAUUUUUUAAAGAGCAGUAUUACUACAAUAUGUGCAUCUACCGAGAGUAUUUCCUCCGCGACUACCAUGCUGGGACGGGUCGAUACUACUCCGAAGUGCUUCUAUACGCGAUCUGUGCUAUGGGUGCUCUAGCAUGCGAAGACUCCCGCCUCCGGGAGCUAUCCGUGAUCUUUUCAAGCCAUGCCGAAACACUCCUCUUCGCCUCGUUGGACAAUCCCGAUCUUACCACAUUACAAGCUCUCGUGCUUCUGGGCCAAUGCGAGAUCGGCUACGGAAAGGCAUCUAAAGGUUGGCUGUUCUGUGGCAUGGCAUUUCGCCUAACACACGAAAUGGGACUUCAUCUCGACCCAUACAACUGGAACGAUGCUACACAGCCCUCGGUUGAUAUGGAAGUGCUGCGGAGGGUGUACUGGGCCACCUUCAUCGCGGACAAGCAAUUGAGCCUCUAUUUCGGCCGUCCGCCCGCUCUCUACCCACACGAAUCAGACGUCCGGAGUACGAUAAGACUCCCAUAUCCGCCCGAAUGGGAAGGGCUGCUCGGUACGUAUAUCGGGAAAGGACUUUCAAGCGCCGCUUUUGAGGAUGGUAUCGCGCUCAUAGGAUCCUUGACAUACCAAGUUGAGCUAUGCAAAAUCUUACACAGCAUCAUCACCAACCUGUUCGAGAAUCGACGGGUGAAUGCGAAUACGAAUACUGCGGUUAUUGCUACCACGGCGCAGCAGAUUCAUGUUUCACUCACGACUUGGUUGGGCGGACUGCCUGCGAAGCUUCACUGGAAUCAGUGGACGGUUGGGAAGGUGCCUGCUUAUGUUCUUCAUCUCCACAUGCUAUUCCACACAGCAAUGAUCGUUCUCCACCGUCCACCCCGACACUACUUCGUAAUGCCUGGCAUCGCGACCAGCGAAGACGUAGAGAUAUGCUACGAGUCUCUAUACGCCCUCGUUCGACUAUGCCGAAGCUACAGUCGAUACUACCACUAUAGUAGUCUUCCACUCGACUUCGUUCAUACUUUAUCCACUGCCGCAGGAACGAUCCUAAUGAAACAGUUCUUCGAAAAAGCGACGUUCGAUCACCCUGAAAUCUCGACCUCGCUGGGAGUAAUCCUCCGCGCGAUGGACGAAGUCAAGGAAACCUGGCCUUGCAUGAAAGAGAUCCAGGACAGCGUGCUCGAAGCCAUGAAGAGUCGAGCGAGCGGAAUCCCGCAGACGGAUCCAAUGCUCAGUCUUGAUCUUGGUACAAGUCUUUCUGCGGGGUUGGAAUUGCCGACGACUGGAGCGGGGCAGUCGAACGGAGAGGCUGGAUUCGGAUCCUUGGCUACGGAUUUGCUUGUCGAUGAUGACUGGACUGUUCAAUUCCCUGGAUUUCCGUGGGAUGAUCAGCUUGUCUGACCCCAUAAAAAAGGUAAGUUUAAGAAUAUGCCGGCGAUUCGUGUAUAGUGGGCUGGUAGGAGAAUACGGAUUUACCGACGCUAUGCUUUGACUGUCGAUGAUAGAUUGUGGAGGAAAGUCGAUAACGGGGGCGGAGUUCCGUCACCGCCGCACAUCUUCACCAUACGAGAUCCAGGUCCGACUGCCGCAGAUUUUCAAAGUAGAUCAUCAUCCGGACAAUACCCUUGUAUUAGAGACAUUCUUCAGGAAAGGGAGUGAUCAACUCUUGUUUUAAUU
Mytilinidion resinicola is the source of this 2339-nucleotide messenger RNA. RefSeq lists its product as uncharacterized. The coding region runs from base 72 to 2063 and encodes 663 amino acids. The record is from RefSeq and is a predicted model, not a curated record. NCBI's taxonomy places the organism in Eukaryota, Fungi, Ascomycota, Dothideomycetes, Mytilinidiales, Mytilinidiaceae. Gene Ontology annotation, biological process: regulation of DNA-templated transcription; DNA-templated transcription. Gene Ontology annotation, molecular function: zinc ion binding; DNA-binding transcription factor activity, RNA polymerase II-specific; DNA binding. The transcript has 5 exons.